UAAACUGAUGUGUACAUAUUUGCAAAUGGUGUAGAUUUUGCUACAUUUAAUUAUAAAAAUAAACACUUUUGGAAACUAUAACACUGUGGCUGAGCCUCAGUGUGUCUUCAGUACGGUUUGAAUUCCGUCGCAUAUACGUGGUCAAACGGAACAUUUCGACGGUGCAAUAUUCAAAAGGGUGUUAUUUGUGAUAAAGAUUUUGAAAGUUGUGCUCAUUUAUUGUGAGAUUUGGUUGAAUUGAUAAAAACAAAACUACUCAACUCAUUCAUCAUGGUAACGGCUCCGCCUUCAGCACGCAUUGAUCCCGUCACACAAUGUCUUGGAAAUUUCGGAAAAUGGCAACUCAGUGCUAUGCUCAUUAUUUUUCUAUGUAAAGUUCCUACAAGUUGGUUCAUGGCAAUCGUACUUUUCUCCGCUUCGUCGCCAAAUCCAGGAGAUUUUUGGUGUACACCACCAGCAAAUUUAACAGCAGAAUUUGAAAAAGAUUGGAUUGCCAGAGCACAUGCAAUUAAAAUGGAUCAUCAUAAUCAUCCGAAAAUUAACUAUUGUGAAGUGUAUACGGAGUAUUGGGAAAAUCCACUGAAAUACUUCGGACCAAAUCAUACGACAAUCGAUACGAAACAUUUACCAACGAGAAAAUGUACAAACUAUACAUUUAAUCCGAAAUUUCAUUCAUUGGUGGCCGAUUUUGGUCUAAUUUGUGGUCGCGAACUGUUGGUGCCAUUAAGUCAAUGCUUUCAUAUAUUUGGUCUGCUGGUUGGGGGCAUUAUUGCCUAUUUCAUGCUGAAACACAUAAGCCCCAGAAAUGUAAUGAUAAUGGGAAUAUCAGCGCAAAUAAUUUUCGGAAAUUUGCUCGGUUUUAUCCGAACAUACGAGGCUCAUGUGAUUUUCCGUUGGCUCACCGCUGCUUCAUGUGCCUUAAUGUACACAUCUGGAUCAAUGAUAUUUGUUGACAUAACCAAUGGUGCGGCGAAGACAAUUACCUCACUGGUUUUCGAAUUCUUUUGGUCAAUUGGUUUAAUCUUGUUGCCCAUAUUCAAUGUAUUCAUUGAAGACUGGUGGAAAUUGUACUACGCCAUUUCGAUGCCGACGAUUUUUUUGAUUUUUCUUAUCAAACACCUCCCAGAUAGUCCACGGUGGAUGCUACGUCAUGGUCAUAUCGAUGAAGCUCGACAAAUCCUAACCGAAGGUGGAAAUAAAAAUAAACGACGUGUGCCAAUCAAUUUGGAAGAGUUGCUAAAAACCGAUUACAACUCUGGAGCGGCAGAUCCACCUCAAGCCAGUUGGUGUUCAAUUUGGGAUGGGCAACCGUCAAAAAUUUACAUAUUAGCUGUUCAUUUUGCGUGGUCGAUUUAUAUUUUGAACUUCAACUGUGUGAUUUUAAACAUUCGUGCCUAUGGCAGAGAUCAUCUAUCGGUGAAUACGGUUGCAAUAGGACUUAGCGAAAUUGUGGGUGUUUUUAUUGGGAUUUACAUCGUUCUGUACACAUCACGAAGAUGGCUAUGGGCGGGUGCUUGUGGUGUAGGCUCCGGUUGCUUGGGCUUCUUAGCUUGGUACAUUCCAAAAACUUUGAAAGCGUCGCAUUUGGUUGCUUUGGAGAUGGCACCAACGUUAGCAAUCAAAACGGCCACGUCGAUCGGUAUGUGCGUGUUAACGGUGUGCACAGUUGAAUUAGUGUGUGCCGAACGGAAGAAGAUUCUAAUGUUCUCGUCGACUGUUUGGGCUCGUGCAUGGUUUGUGUGGGCACCUUUCAUCUAUGUACUUAGAAUAUAUGAUGUGGUUCUACCGCUAAUCGUAUUUGCCACGUUAAGUGUUGUCGGUGGCAUAUUGAUGGUUAUCAUUCAUCAAAAUCAAUACAGUGUCUAUUUGAAAGAUUGUGAAGCUCGCGUUCAAGCCAUGAGAGCGGUUAGAUCAAUAUCGAAUGCCGGAUUGGAUUGGAUUAAAAGAAGAAGUUCUGUGUUUGACGUUGAGGAGGUUCGUCGAAAAUCUACGGUCUUCGAAGCAGAAGAAUCUCGAAGGAAGUCGCUGUAUGCUCAAGACCCAGCCGCCCAACUAUUGUGAUUUUUCUCUAUUUUUCAACGCUAAUUUUUAACUAGAUGAUUGGCUAAAUCGUUCCUUCCAAAUCUUCAAAGUAUUUAUUUAUCAACAGCUGCCGGAAAAGCAUAGAUUACACAAAUGGACCGGCAAUAUUAUUAAACACUAACUUAUUUUUAUAAUAAAGCCAAUAAAUUCACGAAUUGAAUCAA
This is a messenger RNA of Sitodiplosis mosellana (orange wheat blossom midge), 2246 nucleotides long. Its product is annotated as organic cation transporter protein-like. The coding region runs from base 271 to 2061 and encodes 596 amino acids. Gene Ontology annotation, molecular function: transmembrane transporter activity. NCBI's taxonomy places the organism in Eukaryota, Metazoa, Arthropoda, Insecta, Diptera, Cecidomyiidae. Gene Ontology annotation, cellular component: membrane. The record is from RefSeq and is a predicted model, not a curated record. Gene Ontology annotation, biological process: transmembrane transport. The transcript has 8 exons.